CGGCUAAGCAAACGGAAGGUCGUUGUCGUCGUCGUCGUCUUCUUCGUCGUCUUCUUCUUCAUCUUCUUCACGAGCAACACAUCUGCAGAGAGCUAGGCAGGCGACGGCUUCCACACUUGUCGGCUGCGAGUUCGAUCUGUCGCCGCGCCCUCCGUGACAACAGCGUGAGCGAUCGAUCGAGGGAGAGGAUCGAUGGCGUCGUCGUCUCAGCUGAGCGCGUCCACCGGCGGCGGCCGUUGGGCUGCUGCGGCGGUGGCCGCGAAGCAGCUGCUGUGGAGGCUGCGGUCGAGCCUGAUGAGGAGGAGCGCGGCGGGGCGGCGGAGGCGGGCGGCGGUGAGCUUCGGGUACGACAUGCAGAGCUACUCGCGGAACUUCGACGACGGCCUCGGCUCCUCUGUCGGCCACCCGCUUUCCGCGAUUCCAUGCAACUAGGCUCGGUGGUUCCCGGUGAUUAGAUAGCUGCGACUAGGUGAUCUCAACGGGACUGUAUUUUCUGGUAGCCUGGUACUGACUUCCAGCAAUAUAAUUGUACAGGAUCUCUCGCCUCUUCUGUGUAAUUACAUAUAUAUAUAGCCUAUUA
Molecule: messenger RNA, 580 nt
Organism: Panicum virgatum (switchgrass)
Lineage: Eukaryota; Viridiplantae; Streptophyta; Magnoliopsida; Poales; Poaceae
Exons: 1
Coding region: 193-432 (79 amino acids)
Source: RefSeq, a predicted model, not a curated record